AUGGAGACACUAUCAAAAAAACAGACCUCACAGGACAGAAAGCAUCAAGUGGAGCAGAAGAUGACUGAUGAGGACCAAAAGCUCAUGGCUGUAGAGGCUCUGGACCGCAGGAACAACUGGGAGCCCAGUGUGUUCUACUCACUGGGGAAAGAGUCCUUCUGCUUUGUGGGACACGACAUCAGUAUCAGAGAAUCUAUAGAUACAUAUGGUGCCCUGAUAUGGCCUGGGUGUGUUGCGUUGUGCCAUUUUUUGGUGAAUAACCAACAACAAAUCAACUUUAUGGAUAAAGCAGUGCUGGAGAUUGGUGCAGGGACGGGGUUGCUUUCCAUUGUGGCCAGUCUGUUAGGUGCCUGGGUGACUGCAACUGACAAGCCCGACAUUUUGUCCAAUCUCACCUUUAACCUUCUACGAAACACAAAGGGACGCUCGCGCUACACUCCUCAGGUGGCUCCUCUGACCUGGGGUCUUGACCUGGACAGAGACUUUCCCCAUCCACCCUUCCACUACGACUAUGUGCUGGCUGCAGAUGUGGUUUAUCACCAUGAAUGCUUGGAGGAACUGUUGAAAACCAUGCACCAUUUCUGCAGACCAGGCAGCACCACCACUCUACUUUGGGCCAAUAAGAUCCGUUUUCAGUCUGACCUGAAGUUCACCGAGCGCUUCAAGGGGAAUUUUCACACCACACUGCUGUCCGAGCUCCCACAGCAGGAAAUCAGGAUAUAUAUGGCCACAGCAAAGUGA
Messenger RNA from Boleophthalmus pectinirostris (great blue-spotted mudskipper), 741 nucleotides. RefSeq names its product methyltransferase 21C, AARS1 lysine b (gene mettl21cb). The record is from RefSeq and is a predicted model, not a curated record. Gene Ontology annotation, cellular component: cytoplasm; cytosol. Gene Ontology annotation, molecular function: protein-lysine N-methyltransferase activity. NCBI's taxonomy places the organism in Eukaryota, Metazoa, Chordata, Actinopteri, Gobiiformes, Gobiidae. Bases 1 to 741 code for a protein of 246 amino acids. The transcript is spliced from 4 exons. Gene Ontology annotation, biological process: peptidyl-lysine methylation.